AUGUUAUAUGAAACAUACUUAAUAUUUUCAAAACGGGCAGAUCCAGUUGAUAUAUCCAAUACGCUGGUAAAUCUUGCCCAAAUAGCUACGGCCAACUCGGGCCUAGUUAUCAGGACACAAGAUUUAGGUACCAGAUACACAGCUUUUAAAAUCUCGAAGCCUAACGUUGGCACUUUUUGGUACGGAAGAUUCUACUACAUAGCGACGGCAGCUCAUCCUACAUUUGUAGCAGAAAUCAACAGGUUGCUAAAUUCCAACGCCAACAUACUAAGGCAUAUAACUUUGAAGAUGAAGUAUAAGACGAACCUGUUGACCAACGUAUACUCUCACUUGUACGAUUAA
Babesia microti strain RI is the source of this 342-nucleotide messenger RNA. RefSeq names its product mitochondrial ribosomal protein S6-2 precursor, putative. The coding region runs from base 1 to 342 and encodes 113 amino acids. Gene Ontology annotation, biological process: translation. NCBI's taxonomy places the organism in Eukaryota, Apicomplexa, Aconoidasida, Piroplasmida, Babesiidae. Gene Ontology annotation, molecular function: structural constituent of ribosome; rRNA binding. The transcript is spliced from 2 exons. The record is from RefSeq and is a predicted model, not a curated record. Gene Ontology annotation, cellular component: ribosome.